AUGGCGAGUUAUUUUGAUAUGAACGAAUUCAGCGUAGAACAGCUUAUGGCUCUCAAUAGUAUCAUAGAUAGUGACGAUGAUAUAGAUAUAAGGGUGGAGGACAUCAUGGCUGAUAGAAACUACAGGAUUGCACCUGAUGAUAAGGGCAAAAGUCCCUUUGAAGGAGAAAGACAAUUCGUAGAUGAAGUUGGCCGUGAUAUGGAGGUAAAGAAACCUAGACGCCUUCCUUUGAACUAUAAGGGAAGAAGAGGAAUUAUGCCUACAUGGAAAUACUCUGACAGGCAAAAGGCAAAGGCCUUACUUGUAGAGGAGGCGUACCAAAAUCUACUAGCAAGAGGCGUUCAGGGAUUACCACCAACGAUGGGAGGAAGAUGGCGCACAGAUGAUCCCCAAGUAAACGAGGAAAUCAAGAGGAUUGAAAAUGAAAGGAAUCCUAAGACAAAUCGCCCCAAAAGUAGACCACCAAAGGCAAAAACUGACUCUGAAGUUAAGGUUCCUAAGAAGAGAGGUAGACCACCAAAGGCAAAGUCUGAUGUCGAAGUGAAGAUUCCUAAAAAGAGAGGUAGACCACCAAAGGUAAAAACUGACUCUGAAGUUAAGGUUGCUAAAAGGAGAGGUAGACCACCAAAGGCAAAGUCUGAUGCUAAGGUCAAAAGGCAAACUGUAGCUGAAAGAUUCCUGAGCCAAAGGAAGGUAAAACUCUCAGUGCCUUCAGAUAGUGUCAUAACCCCAACAGGUCCAGGUAAGUUCACAAUUCACGUGGAUCUUAAUAAGAGACCUGUGAGGAAAGCUAUAUUUUUGGAAACUGAUGAGUUACAGAUAAGCAACCCAAAUUCGUUCCCCAAGCUCCAUGGAAACCUGUACCUAAGCCUAGAACGGUACUUCCUAGGGAAAGACCUGUGCCGAAACCCAGGACUAAGCUUCCUAGGGAAAGACCUGUACCAAAACCUAGGACUAGGAAACCAGUGUCUCCUCCUAAGGUCCGUAAGCCUGUAAGAGUGUCGAGGGAAGUCAAGGAGCAGCCUUUUGUGGUUACACCAGAGGAGCGUGGGGUCGAUCCAUUCGGAACAGACCUUGAAAAGCCAUUCCACAGGAAAAUUGAAACAGCCGCAAAUGGAGCCGCUGUGACUUACUCGAUAACUCCUCAUUAUAUGGACCCUCUGGACCAGAUGACUGCAAGCAGACAGGUAGUGAGAGGAAUACUUGUAAACGAGUUAAAGAGAAUGGGUGGGUUGAAGUACACAGAGACCCUGAAGGUGAGAAUGUCAAAGGAAAUUGGUGACGGGAAAACCAAGAAGGACUCAGUCUACUUCAAAUCUAAAACUGGUACUGCGACUAACUUCGAGGAUAUUGAAAGUACUGCUGCUCAAAACCAACUGACAAUAUUGUCCAGAAUUGAAACCUUCCAAAACUAA
This is a messenger RNA of Paramuricea clavata, 1415 nucleotides long. The record is from the annotation of a GenBank genome assembly. NCBI's taxonomy places the organism in Eukaryota, Metazoa, Cnidaria, Anthozoa, Malacalcyonacea, Plexauridae.